This is a messenger RNA of Eremomyces bilateralis CBS 781.70, 1539 nucleotides long. Its product is annotated as alpha/beta-hydrolase. NCBI's taxonomy places the organism in Eukaryota, Fungi, Ascomycota, Dothideomycetes, Eremomycetales, Eremomycetaceae. The record is from RefSeq and is a predicted model, not a curated record. The transcript is spliced from 3 exons. Gene Ontology annotation, molecular function: carboxylic ester hydrolase activity. The coding region runs from base 1 to 1539 and encodes 512 amino acids.
AUGCAUGCGAAGACGCUCUUCCUCCAGGCGGUCCUUACCAGUCUUGCCUUGGCCGAGUUCCCGUGGCCUCCGCGAAAAUGGACAGUUGGACAAGAAGUCGACACAAGCAGUGGCUUGCUUACUGGACAGAAAUCGGACUGGCAACCGGAAGUCUCGGAGUACCUAGGCAUUCCUUUCGCCGAGCCACCGAUUGGCGACCUGAGAUGGGCAGCACCUCGUCGAUAUCGUAGCGAUGAUGCGCAGAAUGCUACGCAAUUCUCUCCUUCGUGCCCGGCCAAUGUUGCGUCGCCGCCGGGAUCCAACCUAACUUAUGGGUCGGUUCGAGAAACCAUUGGUGGGGUCUUGGGUCAAGCAGGUGACACGUUCUCCGAGGACUGUCUCACUGUCAAUGUGUGGACCAAGCCGCAGACGGGAGCUCGGAAGAAGCCUGUCUUGAUCUGGAUCUAUGGCGGAGGCUUCAAUACGGGCAACUCUCGAAGCCCUGCAUACAAUGGCGCAGCCUUGGCGAAUAACUACGACGUCGUGGUCGUCACGAUGAACUACCGGAUUAAUAUCUUCGGAUUCCCUGGCGCACCAUUCCUUCCUGACAUCAAUCUCGGAAUCCUGGACCAGCGACUGGCGAUCGAAUGGGCGCGAGACAAUAUCGAGGAGUUUGGAGGCGAUCCUGACCAGAUGAUCCUGUUCGGGCAAUCCGCCGGCGGAGGUUCGACCGACAUGCAUGCUUACGCCUAUCCAUGGAAUCCAAUCGUUAAAGGAUACAUUCCCAUGAGUGGUUCUGUCUCAGUUCGAAGCCCCAGCACGCAAUCGCAGGGCUCCUCGUGGUACGCGACUAGCAAAGCCUUGGGUUGCGGUGGUGCCGAACCAGGAGAGGCAGAUUCAACCCUGGAAUGCAUGCGCAAGAAGCCCUUCCAGGAGAUCCUGAACGCUAUCAAAGCAUCCACGAACCCUCUAGAACCUGCCGGCUUCACAUUCUUCCCCAGUGCUGACGGAAAGAUUGUCUUCGAUGACUACGCGAAGCGACAGGAGGAGGGUAAAUUCGCCCGACUGCCCGUCCUGGUCGGUGCCACGAACGAUGAAGGCGGCCUCGCCGCCAUCACCGGGCCCCGACCCGGGCCUGGCGGGAACUCUACCGGCGGACUUUCCGGACUCUCCAUCCUUGGAUGCGGUCCACAUGCUGCUGCUCUUGCCCGACGUAAUCACGGCAUCCCAACCUGGAGGUAUCUCUAUGCGGGCGAAUGGCCCAACCAAGACAUCGGGUCGGAGGGCGCCUGGCACGGUGCGGAUAUCGGCAUCGUGUUCGGGAAUACGGAGUAUAUCACGCGUCGGCCGGAUACAGAGGAGCAGAAGAAGUUGAUCAAGACGAUGAGUACGGCGUGGACGACGUUUGCCAAGAAUCCAGGAUAUGGGCUCACGGCGUUGGGUUAUCCGCUGUAUACUCCUGAGCUUCCGACGGUUAUUCGCUUCGGUGGGGAGAAUUCGUCUGAAGUGGCCUUUGAAACACGUACUAAGUACGAUGCUCCUUGCGAAGCGCUGGAGUAG